GGUGAAAUGACAGAGCAGGUGGAGUUGGCUAUGGGUUGCGCUGGCGACUUGGACAGGGGAACGAUGAUAACAAUGGAAGAGAGUUGGGAUCGUGGCGGCUGAGGCAAAGGAUGACAUGAAUGAGGAUCGACCAUGAACUAAAGGAUAGCUCAGGCGUUUAUGUGUGGCUGGCACGAAGGCUUUUUGAUGGGAGGACCCACGUCGAGUGGCAAGAAGUAUUGAUCGACAAGGUAAGGGUCUCCCUAGCUCUCCAAAUUCAGUAAUGGAGUUGAUGGUCAUUUC
Linum tenue is the source of this 282-nucleotide messenger RNA. Lineage: Eukaryota; Viridiplantae; Streptophyta; Magnoliopsida; Malpighiales; Linaceae. The record is from the annotation of a GenBank genome assembly.